AUGUCAACUGCACCUGGAGUGCACAGGGGAGACCAGAGGUCAACUUCACAUUCUUCCACAACAGGUUGGUGCAAUGGCAGUACCCUGUCUUACUUUCAACAUAUGUGUUGGGCAAUAGGUGUUGAGCUCUUUGGCACAAAAUGCUUGCCGUGCAUCACUGUGAUGGGUGCUACACAUUGGUUGUGGUUGAGUGAGUUUCCUCCAUGAAAGGGAUUUCGAGACCUAGAGAGAUGUGACAGUGACUGUCUAAUCUUAAUGUCCAUUCUUUUGUAAUACUUCCCAUUCAUGAUCUUCAUGUGGUAUGUGUUUAGGUUCAUCACAGGGAAUAUGGAGGAGUGCACAACAUAUCUCCAGGAGAAGAGUAAUGCUGUGGGAUGUAGACUGUCGUUUGACAUGUCUGACAGGUUUAGAACACUGACAACCAAGCUGGUCCAUCAGAACAAAAGUUAUGUGAAGAACCUUAACCUCAAACGCAUUGGUUGGUUUUUUUUCUCAAUCAAAUCAUAACAUUACAUACAGAACAGCAUUAAACAUACAGUGGGGGAAAAAAGUAUUUAGUCAGCCACCAAUUGUGCAAGUUCUCCCACUUAAAAAGAUGAGAGAGGCCUGUAAUCAACUAUGACAGACAAAUUGAGAAGAAAAAAAUCCAGAAAAUCACAUUGUAGGAUUUUUUAUGAAUUUAUUUGCAAAUUAUGGUGGAAAAUAAGUAUUUGGUCACAUACAAACAAGCAAGAUUUCUGGCUCUCACAGACCUGUAACUUCUUCUUUAAGAGGCUCCUCUGUCCUCCACUCGUUACCUGUAUUAAUGGCACCUGUUUGAACUUAUUAUCAGUAUAAAAGACACCUGUCCACAACCUCAAACAGUCACACUCCAAACUCCACUAUGGCCAAGACCAAAGAGCUGUCAAAGGACACCAGAAACAAAAUUGUAGACCUGCACCAGGCUGGGAAGACUGAAUCUGCAAUAGGUAAGCAGCUUGGUUUGAAGAAAUCAACUGUGGGAGCAAUUAUUAGGAAAUGGAAGACAUACAAGACCACUGAUAAUCUCCCUUGAUCUGGGGCUCCACACAAGAUCUCACCCCGUGGGGUCAAAAUGAUCACAAGAACGGUGAGCAAAAAUCCCAGAACCACACGGGGGGACCUAGUGAAUGACCUGCAGAGAGCUGGGACCAAAGUAACAAAGCCUACCAUCAGUAACACACUACACCGCCAGGGACUCAAAUCCUGCAGUGCCAGACGUGUCCCCCUGCUUAAGCCAGUACAUGUCCAGGCCCGUCUGAAGUUUGCUAGAGUGCAUUUGGAUGAUCCAGAAGAGGAUUGGGAGAAUGUCAUAUGGUCAGAUGAAACCAAAAUAUAACUUUUUGGUAAAAACUCAACUCGUCGUGUUUGGAGGACAAAGAAUGCUGAGUUGCAUCCAAAGAACACCAUACCUACUGUGAAGCAUGGGGGUGGAAACAUCAUGCUUUGGGGCUGUUUUUCUGCAAAGGGACCAGGACGACUGAUCCGUGUAAAGGAAAGAAUGAAUGGGGCCAUGUAUCGUGAGAUUUUGAGUGAAAACCUCCUUCCAUCAGCAAGGGCAUUGAAGAUGAAACGUGGCUGGGUCUUUCAGCAUGACAAUGAUCCCAAACACACCGCCCGGGCAACAAAGGAGAGGCUUCGUAAGAAGCAUUUCAAGGUCCUGGAGUGGCCUAGCCAGUCUCCAGAUCUCAACCCCAUAGAAAAUCUUUGGAGGGAGUUGAAAGUCCGUGUUGCCUAGCGACAGCCCCAAAACAUCACUGCUCUAGAGGAGAACUGCAUGGAGGAAUGGGCCAAAAUACCAGCAACAGUGUGUGAAAACCUUGUGAAGACUUACAGAAAAUGUUUGACCUGUGUCAUUGCAAACAAAGGGUAUAUAACAAAGUAUUGAGAAACUUUUAUUGACCAAAUACUUAUUUUCCACCAUAAUUUGCAAAUAAAUUAAUUAAAAAUCCUACAAUGUGAUUUUCUGGAUUUCUUUUUCUCAUUUUGUCUGUCAUAGUUGACGUGUACCUAUGAUGAAAAUUACAGGCCUCUCUCAUCUUUUUAAGUGGGAGAACUUGCACAAUUGGUGGCUGACUAAAUACUUUUUUUCCCCACUGUAAAUAGCAAUAGUCAUCUUAAAUUAGGCUUUUCAGCAUGUGUGUUUGUCCUAUAUUCAAUCUUCAUUUGAUGUGUCGUUAACGUUUGACCCUCCUUGAUGCUUUUUCUAGUGAAGCUUUACCCUCCUACCAACCUGUCAGUUGAGAUGAACAAAGACCCAGAGCUGAAUCUGUACUGGAACAACAGCAAGAACAACCAAUGCAUUGAGAGUGAAGUGCGCUACAGAAUAAACAGCAACAAGUGGCAGGUGGGGAGGGGUCAGGACUCAGACGUUGGACUACUGUUUGGACUCUGUAGCCUAAUGGUCAUUUUUCAACAAAAUACUGGACAAAUCUUUGAAAGAACUCUCUCUCUCUCCUCCACUCUCUCUUUGUUCUUUUCUUCAGAGUUCUACUCUGAGAUGGGAACAGAAAUAUAUUGUAAAUGACCCCUUAAAGAACAGUCUGUAUGAGUUUCAAGUGCGAGCACGAGUUAACAGCGAUUGUGGCGAGUCCGAGUUCUGGAGUGAUUGGAGUCAGCCCAUUCUAUGGGAUUCCAUGAAGGGAAAUAACAUCACAGGUAAAUAGAUCCAAAAUCUCUGCUUUGGCUUUAUGGUUAUAAGGUUGUGCUUAGGCUUCUAUCAGUACUUUGUCAUGGCUCCAUUCUUCCUCUGAAAAUAAGUUAAACUCUGAUUCUGAACUGACCCUAUCACUUUGUAGAGAACGACUGAGAUGCAUCCUCAUUCCCAUUGUGCCUAAUCCAGGCAAGAACCUGGAGGACCUUCUUGACAAGGACAAUUUAGAGGUACUAUUUAUCACUGGUUGCUCUUUACCAUUCAAUACACUUCAUUAUAAUAUUUGUAUCUUAUAUGUGUUACUGUUAUCUACAGUGUAUAUCAAAUAUCUUAAGACAUUUGCUUCCAGCCUAACUUCACUGAGCGUGUCUGUCCUGUUCGUGAGUAUCGUCUGGUUCCCCAAACCGGCAGCGUCAGUGAGUCUGAGAGCAACCUCUCCAUCCCAACAGACCAGUCAGAUUCCCUGUCCACGUGCUCUUCCUCAACUUCCACUCUUCCUGUCACAAGUGAAAAUGAACGAGCUGGUUUUGAAUGAUUGUUACAAAGGUCUAAUAAUGCUUUAUAAUGUUUUUACAAUACAAAACAUCCACAUACAAAGACAACUACACCAACAUCCACAAUAUCACCCCUGCCCAGACCCACCUGCUCACACCCCCAUCUCCAGCACCUGCAUCACUCUCCGCCACAUGGCCUCAAACGGCACCAUUUUGUUUCUCUCCAUCGCCCACGUACUUUCAACAUUUGGAUAAUGAAGCAUUUUAGUUUUCCAUUGUGUUAACAAUAGAGGAUUGGUUGAUUUCCAGUUUUUAAGUAUAUGUGUUUUUCAAGAUGAUUGACAGGAAAAGUAUCCCAAUGGGUAUCUCACUGCACUCCCAUAUGCCAUGUCUUGAAAUAUGCAGACAGACGGAUUAUAGCAUUCCCAGAAGGCAUGGAUUAUUGAGUCAUUGUUAGUUUUACACUUAAGACAUGUGUCUACCGUUGUGCUGCAGAAUUUGUGAAUUUUGUCUCUUGUGUAAUAAUUUCUAAAACAUUUGUUUAUACUGGAUUAAGGGGGCAGAGUGUCUGUGGGUUUUUGGUUUUUCCUUUCAAUUAAGACCUAGACAACCAGGUGAGGAGAGUUCCUUACUAAUUAGUGACCUUAAUUCAUCAAUCAAGCACAAGGGUGGAGCGAAAAACCGCAGACACUCUGCCCUCCUUGGAAUGAGUUUGAAACAUGUACUGUAAAGCUAUCAACCUCUGAUCCAGAGCGACUUACAGUAACAAGUGCAUUCAUUUUCAUACUGUUAUAAGUUUCACUGGGCUUAAUUUGUUUGUUUAUUUUACUUCUAAAUGUCAAUAUAUUUCUCUGUGAAUUAUGUUUGUGUUCAAACUGUGUAAUUUAUAUUAUAUUUAGUUAGUUGUAUCCUUUAUUCCUGCUCUCUGAGGCUCCCCAGGGUUGAGAAUGUCAGACUAGACUGGUCUCUGACAAAUAAUAAAAUAUCAGUAGGCUACAGUAGAAAAACGUUUGUCUAAAGUUUGAGGUGUUUGAAUCCAGAAUGGGCAUAACCAGACCCAGAGCCAUAUAGACUCUGGGCGUACCCAUCACCAGAGAUACUGAAUAUAAUGACGAGGCGCUUGUGUUUCCGCUCUAACAAUGGGAUUCGUUGUCCACGGAGCAGAACGGUGGGCUGUCAAGCUCUCGCGGUCCCGCCUAUUCCUCUCUUUGGAUUGGUUGAUAUAUCUUGUUAUUUUAAAACUUUUUUGAAUAUUCGAUGAGGGGUGUUGACGUCAACCACCGGUAUACAAUGGAGAGUGAGACGCUAUGCUAGCCUCAUGAAUAUGCAUAGAUCCUCCCUAUGCAACUGGAUCCUGGACUUCCUGACAGGCCGCCCCCAGGUGGUGAUGGUAGGCAACAACACAUCCGCCAUGCUGACCCUCAACACGAGGGCUCCUCGGGUGCGUGCUUAGUCCCCUCCUGUACUCCCUGUUCACCCUUGACUGCGUGGCCGCGCACGACUCCAACACCAUCAUUAAGUUUGCCGACGACACGACGAUGGAGGGGGUCAGAGACCUGGCAGUGUGGUGCAAGAUAAGGGGAGAGGGGGCAGGGUAAGGAGAGAGGGGGCAGGGUAAGGGAGAGGGGACAGGGUAAGGGAUAGGGGGUAAGGGGAGGGUAACGGUAGGAGGGACUGGGGGAGGGAGGGGUCGGGGUAAGGAGAGGGGACGGGUUCUAGGGGAGAGGGACGAACCGGUUAAGGGAAGAGGGAACGGUAGGGGUUUAAGGGGUAAAGAGGGCAGGGUAUGAGGGGGUGCGGGAGAGGGGGAAGUAGGUAGGGGAAGGGCGUGUAGUAGGGAGAGGGUAGACAGGGAAAUGGAAAGGGGAUAGAGGGGAGGGGGGUAGGGUUGAGAGGGGACGGGGUAAGGGAGAGGGAGGGAAGGUAAGGGGAAGGGGGUGGGGGUACAGGGUAAGUGGGAUGGGGCAGGGUAAGGAUGAGAGGGGAGGGUACGUGGUAGGAGUAAGUGGAGGAGGGGCUGGGGUAAGGAUAAGUGGAAGAGGGGUGUGAGGGUAAGGAGAGAGGGGACGGGUAAGGGUGAGGGGAGGGACGGGAAGGGUGGGGGAUGGAGGGAGAGGGGCAGGGUAAGGGGAUAAGUGAGAUGAGGAGGUAGGUUAAGUGGACGGGGGGGAGGGAAGGCGUGGGACGGAGACAGGGGAAGGGGUGAGAGGGGCAGGGUAAGGAGAGAGGGGACAGGGUACGGAGGAGGAAAGGAAGGAUGGAGGGGGAGGGUAAGGGGAGAGGGGACAGGUAAGGGGAGAGGGGGCAGGGUGAAGGGGAGAGGACAGGGUAGGGGGAGGGGGGCAGGGUUAGGUAAGGGAGAGGGCAGGGUAAGGGAGAGGGGGGGUGAGGGGAUAAGGUAGGAUUGAAGGAGGGGGGGAGGUAAGGUGCGAGAGGGGUGGGUAAGGAUUAGUGGAGGGGGGGUAAGGGAAGAGGGAGAAGGAGGGGAGGAGUAAGGAGAGGGGAGCGUAUAGGUGGAGAGAGGGGACAGUGGGUAAGGAGGAGAGGGGACGGGUAGGGGUAAGGGGACCAGGGUAAGGGGGGGAGAGGGGACAGGGUAAGGUGAGAGGGGACAGGGGAAUAAGGAGGGAAACGAAGGGUAAGGAGAAGGGGACAGGGUAAGGGGAGAGGGGAAGGGUAAUCGGUAAGGAAGAGAGAGGGGACAGGGUAAGGGAAGUGGACAGGGUUAAAUGGAAGGGGUAAGGGAGGGGGGGGCAGGGUAAGGGAAGGGAAGAGGGCGGGGGAAGGGUAAUUGUGGACAGGGAGGGGGGGGGGAAGUGGAGAGGAGGGGGAGUUGGGGAUGAUAAGGAGGAGAAGGUGGUGGGAUGGAAGGAAAGUGGUAGGAGGGGGGGCAGGGGUAAGGUAGGGAGAGGGGGGGGGGUAAGGGAGAGGGGACAGGGUAAGGGGAGAGAGGGGAAGGGUACAGGGUUGAGAGGGGGAAAGGGGAAAGGGGAAGAGAGGGACAGGGUUAAAAGGAGAGAGGGGGACAGGGUAAUAGGAGAGGGAGGGGACAGGGUAAGGGGAGAGGGAGGAGGGGGGGUAAGGAGGAGAGGGGAGAGGGACAGGUAAGGGGAGAGGGGAAGGGGACAGGUAUAUAGGAGAGAGGGGACAGGGUUAAGGGGGAGCGGGGGUAAGAAGAGAGCAGGGUAAGGGGAUGAGGGGGUGGGGCGGUAGGGAAGGAGAGGGGAGGGGGCAGGGUAAGGGGAGAGGGGUGGGGCAGGGUAAGGGAGAGGGGAAAGGGUGGUAAGGGAGAGUAGGGGGCAGGGUAAGGGAGAGGGGGCAGGGUAGGAGAGAGGGGCCAGGGUAUCAGGGGAGAGCGGGUAGGGGACAGGGUAGGGAGAGGGGAGGGUAAGGGAAGGGGGACAGGGUAAGGGAGAGGGGACAGGUAAGGGGAGAGGGGGUGGGUAAAGGAGAGGGGACAGGGUAAGGGAUAGGGUUGACAUGGGUAAGGAAGAGAGGGGACAGGGUAAGGGGAGAGGGGGUGGGGUAAGGAGAGAGGGGAGGGGUCGGGUUACGUAAGGGGAUGAGAGGGGAGGUAAGGGGAGAGGGGGUAGGGGGUAAGAGAGGGGGUGGGGCAGGGUAAGGGAGAGGGGGUGGCAGGGGUAAGGGGAGAGGGGGCCAGGGUAAGGGAGAGGGGACAGUGGUAAGGGUAAGGGUGACGAGGGGGUGGGGUAAGGAGAGAGGGGACGGGGGUAUAAGGGGAGAGGGGACAGGGUAAGGGAAGCGGGGACAGGGUAAGGAAGGGAGAGGGGAGAGGGGGUGGGGGUCGGAUUAAGUGGAGAAGGGGGGUGGGGUCAGCGAAUAAAGUGGGAAGAGGGGGUGGGGUAAGGAUAAGUGGAGAAGGGGGUGGGGUAAGGAUAAGUGGAGAGGGGGUGGGGUAAGGAUAAGUGGAGAGGGGGGGGGUGGGGUGAGGAGGACAGGGUAAGGGGAGAGGCAGGAACAGGGUAGGGACGAGAGGGGGAGGGGGCAGGGGUAAGGGGAGAGGGGACAGGGUAAGGGGAGAGGGGGCAGGGUAAGGGGAGAGGGGGAAGGGUAAUGAGAGGGGACAGGGUAAGGGAGAGGUAGAGGGGGAUGGGUAAUGGCAGAGCACAUUCUUCUUCUAUUAUAUAAAAUAAGUCUCACGUAUCAAAAUAGCAAUUUAUUUUUAUCUUGACUAACUUCGACACUCUUUCAUCGCCCCCCAUACAAAAAUUCCUCACUUGCUUAAAGGUGCAAUAUGCAGAAAUCACUCCGCCAUUUCUUCGUUUUUAAUUGAUUACAUUUCCUCUCAGUUACGUUAUAGGCCCACGUAGUUGGUUGGAAGGCGGGCUUGGGGAUUCCGGUGGUUGUGUUAGAGACGUGGGUUGAUCGGAGCAGCAGUAUCAAUUGUUGAUAGAAAAUCUAACUUAACUAGGUGUGGCGGCGGUUCGGCACGGUUCGGCUGUGACUGGGUCAGAGAUGGUGGAAGAUAGUGAUGGAGAAGAAAGUGAAGCAAGUAUGGAACAUAGUGGUACAAAUAAAGGAGGGAGUAGGAAAGAGAAAAAGAAAAAGAAAGCGGGAGAGCAUGGGAGUAGGGGUUUGAAGGGGAGCGAGAGGUCUAUGGAGGCAGAAAAGUACGUUUGAGGAGAGCAACAUAGUUUCCAACGCUAGCGGCAGUUCGGAGGUAG
This is a messenger RNA of Coregonus sp. 'balchen', 7850 nucleotides long. The record is from the annotation of a GenBank genome assembly. NCBI's taxonomy places the organism in Eukaryota, Metazoa, Chordata, Actinopteri, Salmoniformes, Salmonidae.